GGAGUCAAUAUAUUUGUAAAUAUAUUUUAAUAAUACCCUUAUAUUGAUACACUUAUUAAUAAAUAUAUUCUUUUACUCACUAAUUGUCUCCAAACUUAGAUACGGGUUCUAAGUUGACAAUAUUUUGACCAGACUGAAUGUUCCAAAAGUAUAGAAAUAUCUGUCUAGCUUGUAUCAGAGAUGAUCAUAUCUUACCAAGAUGCGGACUGGCUGUAGAGAACGAGAAUUUUCUUCAACUGCUUGUAUAUCACAUAAGUCUAGUACUCCGAUGAGAAAAGAAACCAGUCUAAGCACUCCUACAUUAGCUGUAACUGCUUCAGAGCCUAGACAAAGGUCCAAGAAACAAGAACCACCAGAGUCUUCAGAAAUUGAUUUUUAUAUAAUCAAACAGAAGUUUCUGGAGGAAUUAGAAUCAAAGACACGACUUGGUUAUUCAAAGAAAACUGUGAGUCCUACUUUAGCACAGUUACGACUUACACCAGGUCGACCUAUUGAAGAAAAACGUAAAAUACUUAUUGAUAAACAUGCUGCUGCCAAACAAAAUUCCAGUAAACUUGCUGUUGGUGGUGGUGUCUCCAUUUGGCCAGAUAUGGCGAAGAUGAGAUUAAACAAGUUUGACCUACUCCAACUCAUAACCCUUUUCACUAUCCUCAUUUUUGUUGCCGCCUAUUUCUUUUUCAAAAUUCAUGGUUACACAUUUACAAAAUUACAGUUGUUAUCCGAGAAACUAAAUAAUUUUUCCAUCAGUCAUCCCAUUUUAAUAUCUUCUGAUUACAACAAAUUCCAUGACAGUGUAGUCUUCUGGCAUGCAGAUUUUCUAAAUCUGUUGGCAGAGGUAACUGAAUCAUUUGAUAUGUCACAUCCCUCUCGGCGUUACCAAAUCUAUAUUUUGUUGUACAUAUGUGGUGUUCUGCUUCUGUUUUAUUACCUCUUUGAAAGUAUUUAUGCUAAAAACAAAUUGUCACCAAACAGAAUCAGACGAUGGGUUUCCAUAUUGGCUGUCAUUAUCUGCUGGACUGCUUUGAUGCUGUUUCUCUUGAAAUCUGCUCAGAACCUAGAGGCCUUGAUUGAAUCGAAUGUCCACUAUUUAAACGAAGUUAUGGGAAUGAUUCUUUCAAAACAACACGAUACCGCAUAUUUCCAGAAUGUUCUGUUUUACUGGCGAACCAGAUGUCUACCCCCAUCCAGCCGAGGUACCCUCAGAAUCUUUGACAUCAUGUCAAUUCGAGAUUUCACAUUUUACCUGCAAUAUUACAGCCUUCCCCUGUUUACAGUUUUAGUGUCACCAGUUAUACGUCUUAUUAUGACCCUUUAUUCAAUGUACAAGAUAACGUGAUUGAUGGAGGAGAUGGAUAACAAAGAUUCUAAAGCCAUAAAAUUUUUUUUUGUACCUGUACAGAGAUAUUUAUGAUCUUCAGUGAAACACUGAUUUAAUGGAUAGUUAUUAUACAUGUGUUGUAAGAAGUUUUAAAGUAAAUCUUUUAUUCAAUAAGCUAUGAUAAUUAGUGAGAAUAUACAACAGUAAAAAUGAUAUGAGAUUUAUAAAGAAACAUUAAGUCAAGGAUUAAGAUUUAUCAUAAGAUUAAGUAAAGACUCACAUUUAUCAUAACAUUUGUCACCACAUUAUUUGAGGUCAUAAAUAACAUUUUAUUACUCCAAUCAAUGUCAUAAUAACAACUAGGUGUUUUUUCUCAUAUGAAAUGGUUUUAAUUCUGAAUCACUUCAGGUGACGUCUUUAGCCUGUUGAAUUCUUUAAUUUCAAUUACAAACAUGUUUGGCAGUUGAUUUAACUGCAUCCUGAGCAAGUGAUGUCAUUGACAUUGGUAUUAGUUCAUUCAUCAGGCUUUCAAAAUAUUGCAAAAUAAGGAUUAAUUAAUCAUACUUUCCAUUACAUAAGGGUCUAAUGGUUAGCUGCAAAUACCUCAGGAAGAACGACUUUCAUUUCCAAAGUUUUGGGAGUGUAGUAUAUAUUCAGUAGAUUUCCAUAUCACUCCAUUAUGUCUCUCUGGUUGUCUGUUACCAGUAGGAUGAUAUGGUGGUGUCAUAGAAUGAGAUAUACAAGCUUAGAAGCAAAAGUUAAUCAAAUUUUGUUGACAAAAUUUGGAUACUAUUGUUAGAGUGAAUAAACUCAGAGGUGCUGAAGCGGGAAUAUUAUUUGUACCUCACUAACAAAUUAUUUCAUAAUGAAAUUCAAAUUGUCUGGAUAACCAUUGAAGUUUUAUUGUUUGUCUUUUAUUUGUUUCAACCAUUUGACUGUGGCCAUGCUGGGGCACUGCCUUGAAGAAAUUUUAAUCAGAUGAAUUAACUCAAGUAUUUAUUUUUUUAAAGCCUGGUACUUAUUCUAUUGGUCACUCUUGGGGUCACAAGAGAUGUUGUACAGCCUGUAUACAUGAGGGCUUUGAAGUCUUUCCCCCAACCAUGACUUCAACUAUGGGUAGUGACUGUACAAGUGCCUCUACUUGCUUGCAGGGUAAGUUUGAGAAGCAGCAACUUUCCUGUGGCCUUUUCCCUGGCUGCAGUUUCGAGUGAUAUGCCCAGUCUACCUGCACCAGUAACAAACGGCUCCUGGCUUCGUCUCUAUGCAGUCCCUGGCACUUGAAGCACCGGCUCAUGAAUGGUCACUGUCGCAGUUUUUCUUCCUUGUUCUUUACCGGUUGUUGCACUACGUCACAGGCUUUUGCAGCUGCCAUCACCACUGCCUUCCACCUGGUGUUUUGUGUUGACAUGUGAGCUUCAGCAAUGAGCUCGCUCAUCGCCAUUUUUUCACUACCUGGCAGUUGUUGCAGUCACACUGAUAUGUCGUCGGGAAAGCAAUUUACAAAGGCCAGUUGUACCUCCUUCUCUAGACCCUCUCCAGUAAAACCAGAUAGCAUGGCCAGUCUCUGAACCUCAGCAGCAUACUCAUCAACCCCUGUCCAUCUGACCAUUCCCAGCUUAGCAAAUCCCUCUAGGUUCAGGGCCAUGAGACCUGUUACAUCAUCGAUGCCUUGUAGCCUGGCCACCACCUUGAUCUUACGGAUCCAGGUGAUUACAUCUUCUUAAACCAUUAAUCCUUACACAUUUCUCUCUCUCUCCAUUUUUUCCCCUCUCAGUCCUUUCUGUCAAAGAGCAAUAAGCUCAAAACAUCAAAGACUUUUCCAUUCUUCCUGAGCAUCAAACUAAUACCCCUACCUGUUGUUCCCUCACCUGUUUUUUUCUGUUUUCUGAAAAUUGGAACUAUAUAUAUAAAUACAUAAAAUUUGACUGAAGAUUGACUCAAUAUAUAAUUAUAUAUGUUGAGUCUAUAUCCAUUUACCAAGAAAGUUAUUUUUUACAAUCCUUUACAGUUGCAUCAGUUUGUAUCAAAGAUGUGCAUCUCAUUAAUAUCUUUGAAAAAAUACAACCGUUAUUUGAAACAACUGUACUGUUGCUUUCUCUAUUAAUAAAUGUGAAAUUCUAUCCGUCCAAGACCCCUGUAUCUCUGUCUACAUUUGCUCUACAUAGACAUAUUAUAACUUUUUGGAAUUAGGAUGAUCCCAGGAUUGAAAAUCUGCCCUUCAUUUGGUUCUUGAACAUCCAACAUUAGGAUCUGAUUUAAAAGCAUUUAGGUUGCUAUAUCUAGCAGGUAAAGAUUGGCUGCUUCACACCAUCUUGGUUGGCAUUUGUCAGAUGAUGUCAAAGAUCAAGGGGGAGAUAAAUUAAUUCGCUUCAUUUAUUUUACAUUGAGAUAAGAACUUUGGGAAAAAUUGGCCAACAGCUGGAAUGAUUGCAUUACAGAAUUACCAUAUUUUAACAUGUAUAAGGGACCAUUUUUUAUCAAAAAUUAGGUUUAAAAAAUAUGGGAGUUUCUUAUACAUGGUUAGUAUUAUAAUCCCUUACAAAACCUUUCUUCCAAAUUUUAAGCCUAAAAAAUUAGGGGUUUCCUUAUACAUGUUAAAAUACAGUAAUUCUCAUCUGUCCUUAACCUCUGAUCAAACACCACCAGGACAUAUAGUCAUUAUAGACGUAUAGCCAUGCUAUUUAGCUCUCUUUAGCUUUGGGUCUCAGGCCCAAUUAACCCUCCUCAGGAGCUAGCUUAAAAGUUCACACAGAGUGUGGCUUUUAAGCUAGUCUUUAAUAAAUGUAAAUGUGUGUGCACAUGCAUGCACCUUUUAGUUAUGCUUGUUGGUGAGAAAGUCAAUAAACUUGCUUUCUAACUGUGGUGCGAUGGAGGAAGAAGCCAACAAGAAGCAAAAGGACAGAAUGAAGCGUUGGACCUUACCUUGCCGAUCGCAGCGAGGUACACGAUCGCUCCUAAUCAGAACACGUCUUUCUCGUAACGUCGCUGUUUUCUCACUGGCCCCACGUGCUAGCCUUCGACCGCGUGUCGCCGACUUCCGAUCUGACCCUUCCGGUUUGGCCCUUCCGGUCUGGCUUCACCUCUGUUUGCCUUACCCCUCUCCACCACAACACAUAGCUCGUCACAGCCCAUAACACCACACUAACAAAAAUACCUUGUAUUUGUCCCACACAUGUUGCAUCAAUGCUUCCUUAUCACUUUUGCCAUCAAGAAUGCAGUGAGCGUUUUUCCUUCCACAUUCUACUUCAAAAACAGAUAUUUUGUGUCAUUUGAAACCAAUUCAUCAGUUCCUAUCAAACCAUCCAAACUAUACCAGAAUAGAAGCUAGGCAUUAGAAUAAUGAUGAUGAUUUCUGUUUUAAAAAUUAUAUCAAUUUUAGUUCAUUCAACAAGUUAACUUGUUCUGUAUUUCCUAAUUUUAUAAAACCCUACAACAUCCAACUGUUGCUAUGGAUAAGUGUCAUCACUUGUCAUCAUCAUCACAUCAUCAUCAUCGUUUAAAGUCCGCUUUCCAUGCUAGCAUGGGUUGGACGAUUUGACUGAGGACUGGUGAAACCAGAUGGCUACACCAGGCUCAAAUCUGAUUUGGCAGAGUUUCUACAGCUGGAUGCCCUUCCUAACGCCAACCACUCCGAGAGUGUAGUGGGUGCUUUUACAUGCCACCGGCACAAGGGCCAGUCAGGUGGUACUGGCAAUGGCCACGCUCGAUGGUAAAUAUUAUUACUAUGAACAUUAAAAAGUAGUUGUCAUUAUGGCUUUACUUUGACUGUGAUAAGAGUCAAGAUGAUUACAAAUUCCAUCUGUAAACAUUCCAUUUAUAAGCUUUUUUCUUUUUUUUAUUUAACACAAUAUGUCAUACAUUUUCCAUAUUAAUACAUUGCAGCACUUGCGUAUACAGAUGUAUGCACCUCUUAAAUCUAACCUGUCAAUUUAGAAGUAGGCACAAGGCAUACCACCAAUGGCUGAUGUAUCAACCACUUUAUUUUCACAACUAUUAUGCCUCUUUUUAUUUUAUUUUGCUCUUUAUAUUUUUAAAGAAUCUCCUUUUUGCUGUGAUUACAUUGUAGACAUUUAUUUACUUUUUGGUUUAAACUUUUUUUUUCUCGCUUUCUGAAAAUAAAGCAUUAAAACUCCAUUUCUA
This is a messenger RNA of Octopus bimaculoides (California two-spot octopus), 5458 nucleotides long. RefSeq lists its product as uncharacterized. Lineage: Eukaryota; Metazoa; Mollusca; Cephalopoda; Octopoda; Octopodidae. The record is from RefSeq and is a predicted model, not a curated record.